AUUUUUACAGUAGUGAUCUGAAAACUAGUUAGCAUCCUGCUUCCUGAACAUGUCCAUCAUCCUGAUUUCAUCCUUUUAUCGAGUCGCUCCUGAGGGGAGCAGGAGAUCGCACAGGGCGGGUAGUGUUUGGGCCGUGCAGCUGGACGGGGCAGACUCAAAGGAAUCCUUGUUUUGUCACACCGGGAGGAAGAGCGGACCUAACAGGGGACGUUAAUGUCUGCAGAGGUGGCUCCUUUUACCGCAGGAAGCUGCGAGGCGCAGGGUGCGUGAUAAGGAAUGCCAAAAGCUGACGGACAUCAUGCGGCUCCUGCGCACGACGCAUCCAAAGUCUGUGCGUUUAGAUUUGCUCAACAGAUUACACGAAAGUAUUACAGAUUUAGAAACAAAAAAGAAAAAAAAACAUGGUGUUUCCCGACACUUUAGUAAGAUUACUGUAAUGUGAGGCAAUAUUCCUUUAAAACAGGAAGAGCUAAGGUCACAAGAGAUGAUGAGACGUUUGACAAGAGAAAAAAGUCACUUCUCCACACUGCUGCAACCGAAGAGAGACUGAAAUCUUCAUCUCUUUGUGUAAAGCUCCUCAUUUGUUCUGGUUUCACAAGUUGACUCGGUUUAUUUUCAUUAGCAGCAAAUGCGGUUGAAGUUUUUAUCACGCUUUCGUGGCUUCUUUAAGUUUUGACACAUUCACGGAUAUCAAUAUCUAUAAUUGAUUCCGAGGAACAACCACACGAACGUCAUUGUUUUGAGAUUGGGUGUAAAAAUAUCUGGGACGUUGUCGCCCCCCAGUGGCGGAGCGGUGAAAUUGCAGCCGUGACUCGUGAGUCGGCAGAAAAGGCGAUCCCAGCCGGUUUCCCCAGGACUCAAACUCCCAGAAUUCAACACGGCCGGCUCCUCCUCUCGGCUCGUUGCGCCCCGGCGAGCUGCAGCUGUUGCAGCCCCGCCUCAGGCGUGUCUUUCUGCGGCUGCAGGUGGAGAUGGAGAGCAUAUGGAGCCCGGAAAGGAGCUGAGAGGAAGAGGAAGAUGGCAGAAGGAGGAGAGGGAGAAGAGGAGAUUCAGUUCCUGCGAACGGAUGACCAGGUGGUUCUGCAGUGCACCGCCUCCGUUCUGAAGGAGCAGCAGAUCAAACUCUGUCUUUCCUGUGAGGGCUUCGGGAACCGACUCUGCUUCCUGGAAACCACGUCCAACGCUCAGAAUGUUCCCCCGGAUCUGGCCAUAUGCACGUUCAUCCUGGAGCAGUCACUCUCGGUCCGAGCGCUGGUGGAGAUGCUGGCCAACACAGUGGAGAUGACCGAGGUAUCUUAAAGCUGCAGGAUGUAACCUUUAUAAAAAAG
Molecule: messenger RNA, 1328 nt
Organism: Poecilia latipinna (sailfin molly)
Lineage: Eukaryota; Metazoa; Chordata; Actinopteri; Cyprinodontiformes; Poeciliidae
Product: ryanodine receptor 2-like
Exons: 4
Coding region: 1018-1299 (93 amino acids)
Biological process (GO): release of sequestered calcium ion into cytosol by sarcoplasmic reticulum; striated muscle contraction
Cellular component (GO): sarcoplasmic reticulum membrane; calcium channel complex; smooth endoplasmic reticulum
Molecular function (GO): ryanodine-sensitive calcium-release channel activity
Source: RefSeq, a predicted model, not a curated record